Clarias gariepinus (North African catfish) is the source of this 1180-nucleotide messenger RNA. RefSeq names its product claudin-15-like. Lineage: Eukaryota; Metazoa; Chordata; Actinopteri; Siluriformes; Clariidae. Gene Ontology annotation, cellular component: plasma membrane; bicellular tight junction. The coding region runs from base 263 to 922 and encodes 219 amino acids. The transcript is spliced from 5 exons. The record is from RefSeq and is a predicted model, not a curated record. Gene Ontology annotation, molecular function: structural molecule activity. Gene Ontology annotation, biological process: cell adhesion; bicellular tight junction assembly.
AUGGUGAUAUGAAUGAUGUACUCUUUCACCCCUCCGCCAUAGACCUUGAUCACUCAUUCAUACACUUCGGUGCUGCAGGGUGUGUGUGUGUGUGUGUGGGUAGCAAGCAAUUGCAGCUCAUGGUUUAUGGAAUGAGAUGAUAAUGCAACAGUAGUUUGUCCAUAUCUAGCCACACCCCCAUACACACACACUCACAUUGAUGUAAACAUGUGGAGCAGUUCCUCUUCCUCAGUUUCUCUGCGUGUGUGUGUUAGAAGUCAGGAUGAAAGCUGUGGUGCAGGUGUGUGGGCUGUGUGCAGGGUUUUUUGGGUGCGUGAGCGCGGCCGUGUCGCUGCAGGUCUGGUCCUGGAAAAGGACGAGUGAUGACGGCAGUGUCAUUCUCACCUCUGAUCUGUUUGAGAACCUGUGGAUGUCCUGCGCUGAGGAUUCAACCGGCUCCUACAGCUGCUGGUAUUUUCCAUCCUUAUUCGCCUUACCAGGUUACAUCCAGGUGUGUCGCGCACUCAUAAUCGCCUCCAUCGUGUUGGGGACGUUUGGUCUGAUCUUCACGCUGAUCGGCAUGGAGUGUUCCAAAAUCGGGGGAGAGAACUACCUAGUGAAGGGACGACUCGCCGUCCUCGGAGGAGUGUUCUUCAUCCUGGAGGGUGUGUGUACAAUGAUCGCCGUGUCGUGGUACGCAUCCAACAUUAUACAGGAGUUCUACAAUCCGCUUUAUGAUGGAAUCAAGUUUGAGCUAGGAGAGGGGCUGUAUAUCGGCUGGUGUUCAGCGACGCUCGCGCUGAUCGGUGGCUGCUGUUUACUGUGUGUGUGCGGAAAGGACAGCAACAGUGAUAAAGUCAGAGUGACAGCACACUCUCCCUCGGCUCUGUCCCGAAUCUCUCGCAAGCCCUCCAUGCAGCACAGACUCAGCUCAUACAUCUAAGGGCCAUCAUCAUCACCAUCAUUGUCAUUACAACUGUGAACUGCACCGAGAAGUUCUUUGAAGAGAAAAGUUGUGUGAAUUGGGACAGAGCCGCUGUGCCUCUGCCCUGUACAACACUGUGAACUGUGGGCCAUGUGACUGACUGACUAAGAACAGUUUGGACGGAGUUUGGGGAAGAGGUUACUGUUCACCUGGAAAACACACACAUGCACAUACAUACACCAUGAAAGAAGCAUUUAAAUGAGACACUAUGGCGAU